Messenger RNA from Talaromyces amestolkiae, 1227 nucleotides. RefSeq lists its product as uncharacterized. The record is from RefSeq and is a predicted model, not a curated record. Lineage: Eukaryota; Fungi; Ascomycota; Eurotiomycetes; Eurotiales; Trichocomaceae. The transcript has 3 exons. Gene Ontology annotation, cellular component: Smc5-Smc6 complex; nucleus. The coding region runs from base 1 to 1227 and encodes 408 amino acids. Gene Ontology annotation, biological process: DNA repair.
AUGGCGCUGGAUACUUCCGCAACAGGAUCAUCGUCAAGCACCAAGCGAGUACGACUGGCUGAGUUACAAGGAAAUGCAGAAUCUACACAGUCCUCUCAGCCACGCGCAUCUCAAAGAGCUGUCAAUGAUUACUACGAUCCAGAUCAAGAUGUCGCAGAGCGUCGAAAGAUUCGCAAAGGUCUCAGAGACCUGCAACGUGAAAUGAAUGACUGCAGAGGUGAAUUUCUUCAGACCGAUAACAAGGGUAUCCUCAACACCAUCCAGAAAGCGAACGAAUAUUUUGCCCAAGUGAAACAAACAUCAGACGCGACCGUCGAUUCUGCGCUUUUGGUCAAUGCGGCAGAUCUGUCAUAUAAAAAAGCAGCGCGUGCGUCGGAUGGACUUGCCGCUGGUAUAGAUGUGGACGAAUUUGUCUCCAAAUGCUUGUCCUUUAUGCGCCAAACUCCUGCAAAUGGGUCGUCGAAUGGCCUCGGUACACAACGCCGCACACAAAACAGAGGGAACGCUGACGAAAGCGACGACGAAGGAGUCGAUGAUACAUUAAAUUGGGAUUUACUGGGUCGAGCUGCUUGUUUCCCGUACAAUACACGCCCCUCAUUAUCUGGAUUCCUUCUGGGUCCAUUAUCCGUCCAGAAACGCACUCGACAGCUUACGCAACGCAGAGCGGCAAAUCAGAUCGACAGGACACAGGUUGUACGACCGCAAGACCUCGAAGAGCAAGAUCUAGAUAGACAAGAGUCAUCGAACCUGACUGUCAUGUGCACUAAGAUUAGCAAACUCUUGAAAGAAGUGGCAGAUGCACGUACGAAUACUGUCGAUGAGGAAUUGCGCGCGUUGGGAAGAGAACCUACAACUGAGGAGAUUGAGGCAGCUAUGGACAAGCAUCAGAUUUCCGACAUUGGAGGUAUUUUGCUAUUCCCAUUUGCCAUUAACCCGAAGUCCUUUGGGCAGAGUGUCGAGAAUUUGUUCUACAUUAGCUUUCUGAUCAGAGACGGCAAUGUUGGAGUUGGUCAGAACCGCCAUGGUCUUGUUACUAUACAACCUUCGACGCCAUAUGCUCCACUCGAGGCGCAGCAAAGGGGCAUUCAGAAGCAUCAGCUUAUCUGGAGUCUCAAUUUCGAAAUAUGGCAGCAGCUAGUUGAAACCUUUGACAUUAAAGAAUCCAUCAUACCACACCGAAACGACGAGGAGUUCCAGCGACAAAAUCAACAUGGUUGGUACAGUUGA